UUUAGUCACCGUCUGCCGCUGUUUGGUUUAUUUACUGCCAAACCACACCGAAUGUCUGUAGGUGACUCGCAAAUAAAAUCUCAUUGACUGUGACCAGCGCACUUGAGCCCGGGAAUGAUGCCAUCAAACGGGCUUCUUCAUUGGAGCUCACCAUAGUAAAAUUUUGAAUAGAAAAUCCGGGUGCCUUUAUAAUUCUAAAAGAAGAAGCAAGCGUUUAAAUUCUUCUCAGUCCCCUAAAACUUUUUAACAUUCCACGAUUCCAUUUAAAUAGGUAUGACAUCCAAUAGUAAAAAAAACUGUAAAUAAAGAGUAAAAAUGAUUUUGACGUGAUAAUAUAUUGUCUUGCUUCGAGCUCCUCUUCCAUCGUGUUUCUUAAUUUUAUCGGCAAAGGGCGUGUCUUACCGGCUGAUUAAUAUUCAUAGUUAUUUGCAUAACCUUGCCUCCAUAGGCCACGAGAUGAAUCCUGUCAAAGUGGCAAAGCUGCGUGAGUGACAGCGACACCGAAUCGCUGAAGGUUAUUUAUUAGCGUAGCCCAGUAACCUCCGAGAAGAAAAAGGACAAAAGACGAGAGAAAGUGACCGCACUCGUAAAGCAUGAGCCCCGAAAACAAUGAGCCAACCCGCCGGCAGUGAAGCGCAGAGGCAAAAUGACUCGGGAGACCAAGACCAGGAGCGAGCGGCGCCUCCGAAAGAACACGGCAGUGAUGUUCUUACUGGGCUCGAGGAAGAAGACGAAGCGGAUGAAACUGACGAUGUGCAGAAAGGAAGGAGGAAGCACGUCUCUCUAUUAUUGUGCCACUGGCACCGGCGAGAAGAUCCGAGCCGGGCACGGACAGCGGAGAACCGCGGCACUCAAGACACAGAAAGGAAGCAUACCUGUGUUGCCAUUGGUUUGGUCUAUGCCUUGAUGGCAUCACUUUUAUUUUCAGUGGUUGCUCUUUUAGCAAAGAAGAUAGAAGGGGUCCAUGCAGUGGAAAUUAGUGCAAUCCGAUGUUUCUUCCAGAUGCUGUUUGUGCUUCCUGCCCUUAUAUAUUACAAAAUUGGAUUUUUGGGACCAAGGAACCAAAGAAUCUUUCUGUUUCUGAGAGGGUUUCUGGGUGCAGGUGCAAUGAUUCUUUUCUUCUAUGCUGUACAACAGAUGCCCCUGGCUGAUUCAACAGUUAUCGUAUUCAGUAAUCCUGUCUUUACGGCAAUACUGGCAUGGAUUUUCCUUAAGGAAAAAUGCACAAUAUGGGAUUUCAUUUUCAUCAUUUUCACACUGGCUGGUGUUGUUCUGAUUGCACGGCCCCCAUUUCUCUUUGGCUCCCAUGCAACUGGAAUGGAUGGAGAAUAUACCAAUCAUAUUAAAGGAACAGUUGCUUCUUUUCUAGGUGCAGUGUGUGUGGCAUCCACAUUCGUUGUUCUCAGGAAAAUGGGAAUGAGUGUACAUUACUACUUGUCUGUGUGGUACUAUGCUGUUGUUGGUUUUAUUCAGUGCAUGAUUCUGUUAAUUAUCAUUCAGGAUUGGAGUCUACCUUUUUGUGGCAUAGACAGAUGGCUUUUGAUCUUAAUAGGUCUUCUGGGCGUAUGUGGCCAGACCAUGAUCACUAAAGCACUACAGCAUGAAAAAGCUGGCCCUGUUGCUCUAGUGAGAACCAUGGACGUAGUAUUUGCUUUUAUAUUGCAGUUUAUUUUUCUUAAUCAGAGUCCAACUUGGUGGAGUUUGGGUGGGGCGCUAUGUGUGAUUGGCAGCACAAGUGGAGUUGCUCUUCAUAAAUGGGUUCAAAGUGUACGAAAAAGGUAAACCUGAAUUGAGCGUAGCCUCUUAAAAUUCAUGCAUAAGCAUAGUUUACAUUUAUACUAAGCUAUCGUAAUAUUAAGGUGCUACAUACUUUAAUAUUCAUUUAAGUCGAUUGUUUAAAAGAAUAAAAAAAACUAAUUUUAAGGGGGAAUUUCCAUUUAUUUUUAUGUGCACUAUUUUUAAGUCCAGCUUGUAAUUGUUGUAUGUUCUUUGAAUGGUUUUUAGUUUUCCAUCUUUUCCGUCAGUCACCUCAUACUGUAGCCUCUCUUUGCAGUUUAGGCCUUCAUUUUCAUAAAAAUGCUGUUAUGGUCCGCCAUCACAUGCAUCCAUCCCUAAAGGUGCUUAGUUUGUCUUAUAACCUUAAAAUUAUAUGCAUUUAAAAGAGCUAGACAGGUAUGCAAUCAGCAUAACAUAAAUGCACUUAAUAAUCUGUCAUUUUAUGUGGUAUGUUGCAUUCAGAAGAAAUGCUUAUUUUAUCUGAUUAAACUACUAUAAGUUUCACUAUGUAGUGAAUUGUACUUUGGUUUAAUUUCUUAUCUUACUAUAAAGUUUUAUUACACUACAUAUGGCUGAAAAAACAAACCAUAAAGAGUCAGGGUUGUUUGCAGAUAAAAUAUUAGUCGUUCUACAAAGCUUUCUGUUUAGUUUAUAGAAAUUAGUGUAGAGUAAAAUGGAGAGAACAGUAUUUAAUUGUUUUUAAAUAUGCAAAUGUUUAUUGUUUGCCCAUUUUAUAACUUGCCACUUUAAGACUGCAAUAUUUUAUGAAAUUCUGAAAUAUUUUAAAAUACUUCUGUGGUUUUAUGUAAGUGCUAAUACAAAAAAGAAAAAUAAGAAAAAUGU
This is a messenger RNA of Polypterus senegalus (gray bichir), 2619 nucleotides long. RefSeq names its product solute carrier family 35 member G1 (gene slc35g1). Gene Ontology annotation, biological process: calcium ion export across plasma membrane; regulation of cytosolic calcium ion concentration. The coding region runs from base 610 to 1782 and encodes 390 amino acids. The record is from RefSeq and is a predicted model, not a curated record. The transcript is spliced from 3 exons. Gene Ontology annotation, cellular component: plasma membrane; endoplasmic reticulum membrane. NCBI's taxonomy places the organism in Eukaryota, Metazoa, Chordata, Cladistia, Polypteriformes, Polypteridae.